AUGAAUAAAUUCUCACCCAAUACUUCCGCCCUAAUGCAAACAUCGUCUAAUGUCCUAACGAUGCUUACAACCGAAGUCAGUAGUAGUACCAGUAGUGAGACUGUUGCCGUUCAAAAUGGUGAUGCUGAAAUUACCGAUCCCGAACCAGAUCCUUUAGAUAAACUUAGAACGGAGUGCUGGGAACGUCUUAAUCAAAGUACAACACAAUAUGAAGCGGGGAAAUACUGUCCUGGCACAUUUGACGGAUGGCUGUGUUGGCCAGAUACCCCAGCGGGAAAAACAGCAUACGAGCGAUGUCCAGAGUUUAUAGUUGGCUUCGAUCCGGCAAGAUAUGCCCAUAAGGAGUGUGAAAUUAAUGGUGAAUGGUAUAAACAUCCGUUAACUAAUAGAUCCUGGUCUAAUUAUACCACCUGUGUAAAUAUCGAAGACUUAGAGUGGCAAAGUAGUGUUAAUCUAAUCUAUGAAAUUGGCUAUGGCAUUUCAUUAGUUGCGAUACUCCUUUCAUUGGCCAUCCUGUGCUAUUUCAAAUCUUUAAAAUGUGCCCGCAUCACCCUGCACAUGAAUCUCUUCUCAUCGUUCGCUGCCAAUAACUCUCUGUGGUUAGUGUGGUAUUUGGUUGUGGUACCUAAUCAUGAUAUCGUCAAAAGUAGUCCCCCCCCUUGUGUGGGUUUACACAUAGUCCUGCAUUAUUUCCUUUUAACCAACUAUUCAUGGAUGUUGUGUGAGGGCUUCUAUCUGCAUACGGUACUGGUAUCAGCCUUCAUCUCAGAAAAGAAACUGGUCAAAUGGCUGAUAGCCUUUGGAUGGGGUUCACCGGCAAUUGUGAUAAUGGUGUAUGGUUUGGUGCGUGGCCUUAUCGGAACGGCUCAGGAAAAUACGCACUGCUGGAUGGAUGACAAAAAUUAUCGUGCCAUCCUGGUGGUACCCGUUUGCAUUUCAAUAUUCCUUAAUUUACUCUUUCUCUGCAAUAUUGUUCGGGUUGUCCUGCUGAAGUUGAAGGCACCGGCAUCAUUGCAAAAUAGUUGUGGUCCUUCGAGACCAGUGAUACAAGCAUUUCGUGCAACGUUAUUACUUGUCCCCUUAUUGGGUCUACAGUACAUUGUGACACCAUUCCAUCCAGAUCCUGGACAUCCUUUGGAACAUACCUAUGAAGUAAUUUCAGCAUUUACAGCAUCGUUUCAGGGCCUCUGCGUCGCCACGCUGUUCUGUUUCUGCAACGGUGAAGUUAUCGCCCAGGUAAAGCGCCGCUGGCGCACUGCAUUCCUCAGUAAUCGACCACGGGCCAAUUCAUACACAGCCACUCAGGUCUCGUUCGUACGCUGCGGUCCCACCCUGCCCGGCGAGGAGAAGGUAUGACUAAAAGAGAUGUCGUCAUUGGCUGGCAAAAGGCGGGCAUCGAGUGCUGUGAUGUCGUCCUCGUCGAUGGGCGGUGAAGGACACCAGCGCCAUCAUCAGCAUCAACGUCAAAGAUCUCACAGUA
Musca vetustissima is the source of this 1480-nucleotide messenger RNA. RefSeq names its product calcitonin gene-related peptide type 1 receptor (gene Dh31-R). NCBI's taxonomy places the organism in Eukaryota, Metazoa, Arthropoda, Insecta, Diptera, Muscidae. Bases 1 to 1356 code for a protein of 451 amino acids. The record is from RefSeq and is a predicted model, not a curated record. Gene Ontology annotation, molecular function: calcitonin receptor activity. Gene Ontology annotation, biological process: cell surface receptor signaling pathway; adenylate cyclase-modulating G protein-coupled receptor signaling pathway. The transcript has 10 exons. Gene Ontology annotation, cellular component: plasma membrane.